Messenger RNA from Oryza sativa Japonica Group (Japanese rice), 1981 nucleotides. The record is from RefSeq and is a predicted model, not a curated record. Lineage: Eukaryota; Viridiplantae; Streptophyta; Magnoliopsida; Poales; Poaceae.
CAUCUUUUUUCGUUUCCCCAUGUCGAUCCCGUUUGUUAAUUAGCCAGCAAGAAGGGAAUCCGCGUCCGAGGUUUCUGAGCUUUGCCAUGGCGCUGUGGAGUGGUCUGGGGCAGGCGGCGACGGUGGCGCAGCUGGUCGGGGCAGACGUCGGUAGUCUCAUCUCCAUGAUCGUGCAAGCGGCGGUGACGGCUCAGCACAACAAGAAGGAGUGCGAGCAGCUCGCCCGCCGUGCCUUCAUGAUCGCGGAGCUGCUGCCGCAUCUGCGGGAUCCGGAGGUGGUGUGUCUGCCCGAGAUCCGGAGGCCGCUGGUCGGCCUCGACGACACGCUCCGGGAGGCACACGAGCUCGUGAUGUCUUGCCAGGAGAAGAGCGUGAUGCACCGGCUGGUAAUGGCAGGUCGGCAGGCCGAGAGAUUCAGAGAAGUUCAGAGCAGGAUCGACUCCUACCUCCUUGUCUUCCCCUUCAUCAGCCACAUCGAUAUAACCCGGCGCCUUGAUCGGAUAUACAGAGUUCUUCUUCCGAAUGACCACACGCCCGUGCCAUCUCCAUCUGCAGGCUCCCAGACUCGUGAGCUGGAGCUCGCAGAGGAGGCCGCUCAAGAGGUGGUAUUCCGUGGCGAAGAAGGCGAGAAAUUCACCAUAGCAGAGCUUGCGACGGCGACCAACAACUUCGCCUCCGACAGACUAAUCGGUCGAGGCGGUGUCGGCAAUGUGUACAUGGGAAGGCUUCCUGACGGGAGAGAGGUGGCCAUCAAGCACUUUCCCGAGUUUCACUACACAUCUAUUGAGGAUGAUGAGUUCAAUGCGGAGCGCAUCAUCCUCUCACGCAUCCGUCACAAGGGCAUCAUCCGUCUCUUUGGCUGCUGCGUGGAGCGCCACAAGCAGGAGGCUAAUAACAAGCGCUCCACAUGGUUCUGGAAAAAGAAAGUCGCCGAUGCCGGCCUGCAGACGCCGAUGACAACGGAGCCUCUCCUCGUUUUCGAGUACAUGAGGAACAGCUCCCUUGACAAGCACCUUCAUGGCUCGCUGUCGUCCUCCUCGCCGGUGGCCACAUCCUGGAGCAUGCGCAUGGGGAUACUGCUGGGCGUGUCGCGGGCCAUCGAGUACCUGCACACCCACCCUACGCGGCCGGUGAUCCAUCGCGACAUCAAGCCGUCGAACAUCCUGCUCGACGAGGCCUGGGUGCCGCGCUUGUCGGACUUUGGGUUGUCGGUCGCCUGGGACGGGACGGAUCACUGUUGUGAUCUGUCCAUUGACGGCACGCUAGGAUACAUCGACCCCGAGUACUUUGUGACGCACAGUGUGAAGCCAACGAUAGACGUGUACAGCUUCGGGGUUGUGAUGCUGGAGGUAUUGACAGGGAUAAAACCAAUUUUUAAACGGAAGGAGAAGGAAGAAGAGGACGACGGUGGCAUCAUCCCCACGAGCUUGCUGGCCUUCGCCCUGCCAAUCGUCGAGGCAGGGGAGGUGCGGAAGGUGCUGGACAGGCGCCCGACGCCGGAGCCAACGCCGAGGCAGCUCCAGGCAGUGGAACUGGUGGCGCAGACUGCAGCUUGCUGCGUGCGGCUGGAGCCCCAGGGCCGUCCAGCCAUUUCGGAAGUCGUGGCCAACCUCCAGGCAGCGAUCGACCUCAUCUCAUCCAAUGACGAUGAGUAGCCCCCAGACUGGGGCCGAUACCGCAUGAAUCGGUGGAGGAAUUGAAGAAGUUCAGAUAGUAUUAUUAAUUAUUGCUCCCUUCUCCUGGUGAAGAGAAGGAUAUGUUACGACAUCUGUUAGACAUUACUUAUCACAUCUACAUAUGUGAAAGCAACAAGCUGUCUCAAAAAAUGAUGAGCCACGUCAUCUGGAAUACUAAUGGCCUUAGGAUGAGAGUAGGAAUAAAUAUAGACCGUUGGAUCAUUUGUGUGUAUACCAAUCACAUAUAAGGAGAGUUCUAGAUGAAAAGGUCCCAUGCAUAUGCAGAUACUUUUAUAUGAUAGUCA